This is a messenger RNA of Rotaria sp. Silwood1, 1035 nucleotides long. Lineage: Eukaryota; Metazoa; Rotifera; Eurotatoria; Philodinida; Philodinidae. The record is from the annotation of a GenBank genome assembly.
AUGAUGGCUAUGGCAACAAAUUCCAGAGAACGUUGCAAAUUCGGAGCAACAUGUAAACGACGUGCAACUUGUCGAUACUUACAUCCAAAAAACGAACACGAGUGCAAGGCGUUUAAUUUUUCUUCAACUGAACCAGAUUAUGACAGUGUACAAUGGCCAAUUGAUUCUUAUAAUAAUUUUCAACUUGACUAUGAAAGUCAGCAAGCUAAUUUACAACCGUUACCCUGGCAAUAUUCUACCAAUCAAAAUCUUUCCUAUACACAAAGUCAACUAUCUCUUUCUUCUAGUUUUCAUUCAAUAGAUAAUAUAUCAGAAAUAUCCAAACAACAUCAAUCACUUAUUGUCGAACAACAAAGAUUGCUUGAAGAUCUGGAUGAUGAUGACGAUAUAAAACUUCAAAAAGAGGGAAAUCUUCAAGAGUUGAAAGAUCAGUUUGAAAUAUUCGAACAAACAAUAUUCAAUCUAUCCACUUUUAAUCCAUUGACGUUGGAAGAAGCUCAUUAUCUUUUAAACAGGUUGAAACGAGAAAUUGGACGUCUCAAAGCUCGUUUACCUAUCUAUGCACGACGUCAACAAUUGAUUGAUACAAUCAAAUCCAAUCGAGUAAUUAUUCUUAAGGCAGAUACGGGAUCAGGUAAAAGUAGUCAACUAAUUCAAUAUUUGACCGAUGCUGGAUUUGCAGAUCAUGGACAAAUUGUGUGUACUCAACCACGACGUUUGGCUGCACGCGAAUUGGCCUUGCGUGUCGCCAAAGAAUUCGGUUGUCAAGUGGGUGAAGAGGUCGGUUGUCAUGUCGGUGCUUGUCGCCCAAAAGUGUCACACCGAACUCGAAUUCGUUUUGUUACCGAUGCCGUUUUAUUGAACGAGUACCAAAUGGAUCCAAUGUUACGCACUUAUGCUAUAGUUAUCAUUGAUGAAGCGCAUGAAAGACAUGUUGAUACUGAUCUACUCUUUGGUGCCAUGAAAUUGUGCUUAAGCAAGCGUCCUGAUAUCAAGGUAAGUUACAGUGUUGAAUUACAAUAUUCUAGAACAUGA